Messenger RNA from Gongylonema pulchrum, 1284 nucleotides. The record is from the annotation of a GenBank genome assembly. Lineage: Eukaryota; Metazoa; Nematoda; Chromadorea; Rhabditida; Gongylonematidae.
AAUGCUGAAACCGAAAUGGACGUGAAUCUUUCCCUUAAAGUUACAAAUGGUGUAUACGUCUGUAUGCCUCUCUAUAGCGCUGACCUGAAUGAAAACCUCUCGGCGCUACUGAUAUCACUGGAAAGUACGGACGUUAGCGUUUGCGUAAAAAAAGAGCUUGCAUGUCAAGCAACAUUCCAUAAUUUCAAAGUUAAAUUUAUCGACAAUUUCGACGAUCAGGCGCUUAAUGAUACGUGGAUUGAAAGCGAGCCAGGCGAUCCAUCACGCUCCAAUUAUUUUUAUUUUCCGCAAGGCACUUAUCAGUUCGUAUCGCGUGCAACAUCCUCAUCUGACCCGCGUGAAAGUGCAAAUUGGACACUGUCAGUAAAAUGGCAGAUGUGCGGUAUGGUCAUCGAUUUGGAUCACCGGAUUGGCAAGCUUGUUUGGUUGUUGAUAAGCACAUUCUCAUCGCUAACAUCCGAUACAAGCGAGGAAGACUGGGAAGAGUCGGCGAAUGCCUCAUCCACUGCCUAUGGUGAUGAAGAUGAGCAGGACGCAGAAAUAGAUGAAACAGGUGAACUUGGGAGCCUGGCGCAGCCGGUUGAACGAAUCCAGUGGCUCGAAAGAAAAAUGCACGAGCAGUCCGUUUUGGUAACUGAUUUGAUACAGUGUAAGGCAUCGGAACCAGCUAUCGAAAAAGAACGAAGGACACUGCGCAAAUUGGAAUUGGCUCGAUUUAGACAGUUCCGGAAGUCGGUGAUUGAGAAGCUAAAACGUAAUGCAGCGCGACAACGCAGAAAAUUAAUGGAGCCAAAAAAGUCCGAUGAAAUGCAUGAUGCGGAGGAGCAAGCGACGGAGCCACUGUCGGGCGAACAAUCGGAAGAGCUAUCGCAGUCGCUGAGUACUCCAAGAAAGAAGGUAUCACUGGGUUUGCAACUGAGUGGGCUGCAUAAAACUUCCGAUCCGGGACCAUCGAGUGGUCGCUUGUCGGAGGGAAGCACGACAGUUGAUACGGUGAAUAUGAAUAUCGAUGUUCAGGUGAGUAUCGAAUCGGGACUCUGUACUUUGCGAGCGCUCGGAAAACAGGAAGAAGCACUGGGCAUGUCCAAUAAACGUCCUUCAGCGAGGGAUUUGAAAUCGAAAAUGAUGACGCAACCGAACGAAACUGUUACGGUUACAAAACUCGCGAUACCGAGUGUCGACGUCAAGGCCUAUUAUGCAUCGCUUGACCCAAGCCAAGUGCACAAGCAACUACCCCGGCAUAUCCAGUCUGUUUAUUCGCAUAAGUACUCUCGUGGCAGGUAA